This is a messenger RNA of Paramisgurnus dabryanus, 1897 nucleotides long. Its product is annotated as interferon regulatory factor 3-like. Gene Ontology annotation, cellular component: nucleus. The record is from RefSeq and is a predicted model, not a curated record. Lineage: Eukaryota; Metazoa; Chordata; Actinopteri; Cypriniformes; Cobitidae. Gene Ontology annotation, molecular function: RNA polymerase II cis-regulatory region sequence-specific DNA binding; DNA-binding transcription factor activity, RNA polymerase II-specific; protein binding. Gene Ontology annotation, biological process: immune system process; regulation of transcription by RNA polymerase II.
CACGCGUAAAAGGGAUGUCCCGGUACUUCACAGUCGAUAUAAAACAAGUAAGACACUUCAGACGCACAGAAAACAAUCUAGGGUAGUACUCAAGUUCAGACGGACUGUAAGUAAUAAUCUCUGGUAGUAAUCAACGUGCAGUCAUGUCGGCAAUGUGGAGCAGCGCAGUGGGUAAACCUCACCUUGGCCCAUGGCUUAUAGAGCAGGUGAAAAGCGGCCAAUAUAAGGGAUUGUACAUGAUCGACAAUGAUACUUUUCGGAUACCCUGGAAACACAAUGGACGAAAAGACCUAGAGGAUGAGGACAACAAAAUAUUUAAGGAAUGGGCUGUAGUUAGUGGUAAAAUCCAGGAGUACCCUCAUGACAAAGCAAAAUGGAAGCGGAAUUUCCGUUGUGCACUUAAUAGCCUGAAAAACUUCGAGAUUGUACAUGAUAACUCCCAAGACCAGGAUGAUCCCCACAAAAUUUUCCGCAUAAUACAUCCUCAGAAUCACCAAGUGACCCAGAACAUCGAGCCGAAUGUGCCAUUCAUUCCACAAGUGUACAAUACAACUGACAUGUCUCAAGAUAUGGAGCAAGACUUGCUUCACCAGAUGGAUACUAUAGAUCUGAAUCCACAAUAUACAGAGCCCCAACCAUGGGAGAGCUCCCAACAAAACAUACAGCCUGGCAUGAGCUACAACGGAUCCCCCGACUCAGGUGUGAAGGACCUUUGGAAUAACACGCCACCCCCUGUUCAGCUACCACAACCUAUAGAGAGCCCCAUCCUCUGUAACAUCAAUGACCUGGAGAUCACUAUCAGCUACAGAAAAACAGAGGUUUUUAAAGACUGCCUGAAUUCACAAUUGGUACAUUUUCACUACCAGUGUGACCCCUCCGAGCUGAAGGGAUUCCCCAUAUGCUUCCCGUCCACUGCUACUGCUAAUCUGAUCGACAGCGUACAGAUCAAACUCACUGAACGAAUCCUAGACAGCAUUCAGAGAGGCCUACAACUGGAAAUCACACCGAGCGGCAUUUACGGCUUCCGUCAGGACAGGUGUAUAGUCUAUGUCAGCACCAAGGACCCCUCCGAGAUCCAAAACCCAGAACCCAGGAAACUACAACGGGAAUUCAAAGAGGAACUGUUCAGCUUCGAGAAGUACUGGAUAGAUCUAAAGGAUUUCGUCGAGAAUAAACGAGGGUCUCCAGAUUACACCAUCUACCUGUGCUUCGGGGAGAAACUGCCUGAUGAAAAACCACUGAAUAAGAAACUUAUCAUUGUCAAAGUUGUACCGCUUAUAUGCCGUGAACUUCACAUGAUGGCUCAGAACGAAGGAGCGUCAUCUCUUAACGAAAACCUUAGCUUGCAAAUAUCUCAUCAUAACAGCCUUUUUGACCUUAUAAAUUCUUUGGGUCUGCCUUCGGCGGAUUGCAAUGCACUCUAAAACACACACACACACACACACACACACACACACACACACACACACAUAUUUAUUCAGUGAUUAAUGAAAACAUGUACAGUUGACACUUCAAACACCCCCCCAUGUUCAAAUCUAUUCCUUUGUAUAUAUGCAUGUAUAGUGUUUAUAUUGCACUUCUAACAGAAUAAAAAGUUAGAGCACUUAUCAGCAGAAAUUUCCAUGGGGAUUUUUGAAGGGUUUUUGGUUUUGUAAUAGGUCAAAUUUUUGUAAGAAAAGGCCUGAUUUUAUUGAGACUGUAUUUUUCAAAUGAGCAGACACUUUUCUCAUAAAAAUCUUCUUUGUAUUUACAUUUACAUCUUCUUGUGAAGAGUCUUGCACACAUCGUCCCAAAGAGACGAAUUUGCAUUGCUUAUUAUAGUGUAUUGCUUCUUUGCACAUGUUGUAAGUUUGGUGUCAAAUUACAAAAUAAAUGAAUCACUAUUUAAACUCAGUAA